Pieris macdunnoughi is the source of this 486-nucleotide messenger RNA. Lineage: Eukaryota; Metazoa; Arthropoda; Insecta; Lepidoptera; Pieridae. The record is from the annotation of a GenBank genome assembly.
AUGGUACCCCCUUCCUCGAUGUGUAAUAUAUACGUGGCUGUGGAUCAAUUUUACUGGCAGUAUGUUUCCAUUACAGCUGUUAAUGCUGCCCAUGACCAUCCACAUGAUAUUAGGGACGGCGAUGAACCGAGCAAUGAAAAGCCAGACUGGGGUGAGCAUCAAGUAGAAACCUUAUUGGACCGCAAGGACGUUAAUGGCAGCACAUUUGCUGUGGCCACACUUUUCGAAGACCACGCAUUACAUCACAUGUUCCCAACACUCGAUCACGCCGUUUUAAAAUACCUUCACCCGAGUUUUAUGGACCAUUCCGUAAAAUUUCAGGCGAAUUACAGAGAAUCUACACAGUUCAAGAUAACCGUUGGACAGUUUAAAGAAAUAAUGCAAACGGAAUUCAAAACACGGGGUGAUGGGCUGAAUAUUUUUGCCAAAGAAUUUUUCGCUGUUUUGAAAAUCAAUAAACUUUUUAGCAUGUUAUCAUUAUUUUAA